Chelonus insularis is the source of this 2098-nucleotide messenger RNA. It is a transcript of the gene Atg4a, whose product is annotated as Autophagy-related 4a. The record is from RefSeq and is a predicted model, not a curated record. NCBI's taxonomy places the organism in Eukaryota, Metazoa, Arthropoda, Insecta, Hymenoptera, Braconidae. Bases 366 to 1532 code for a protein of 388 amino acids. The transcript is spliced from 11 exons. Gene Ontology annotation, molecular function: protein-phosphatidylethanolamide deconjugating activity.
GACUAUUUUAUUACAUUUAAUGUUAAUUUUUUAUAAAUGUUUAAUUAUUGUCUCUGUAAUUUUCAAUAGAUUAUAGAACUUUGUUGUCACUUUUAUGGUAUAACAAUCAAAACAACAGCUGUCACUAGCGUCACGAACUCCUUUGUUGUUGUCUGGUUCUGUUGACAUUUUCAUCGAAUUACGAGUUGUGUAUGAUGCAUUUUACAAAUUAUUUUGUAAACACGUGUAUUUUAUUUUUUAUCUAGUUUAGAAUGAUUGAUACUCAUUGGUAUACAAUUAAUCAUUACAUUUGGUUAGCCACCAGAAGUUGACCAUUUAUAUUUUUGAAGUACAAACGAUUUUACUAAUUAUAAACUAAUACUAAAAUGGAUACUUUAUUUAUGCAAAAUGUGACUGAAGAAUUUGAAGAUAUACCUUCAACACAAGAACCAGUAUGGAUUCUUGGAAAAAAAUACAAUGCAAUGACAGAACUAGAAAUAAUACGCAGAGAAAUACAGUCUAAAUUAUGGUUCACUUAUCGCAAGGGUUUUAUACCAAUUGGAGGAAAUAGUGCAGCUUUUACAUCUGAUAAAGGAUGGGGAUGUAUGCUGAGAUGUGGUCAGAUGGUCCUUGCUCAAGCACUAGUUUGUCUUCAUCUAGGACGGGAUUGGCAAUGGACACCUGAAACAAGAGAUAGUACGUAUUUACAGAUAUUAAGUCGAUUUGAAGAUCGACGAACUGCUCCAUUUUCUAUUCACCAAAUAGCUCUGAUGGGUGCGACUGAAGGCAAAGAAGUUGGACAGUGGUUUGGACCAAAUACAAUAGCCCAAGUAUUAAAAAAACUAGUUGCCUAUGAUGAGUGGAGUUCUAUAACAAUACAUGUUGCUCUAGACAAUACAUUAAUUGUAAAUGACGUCUUAAGACAAUGUCGAAUUGACGAAGCAACAGCAGUGGUAGAAGAAAAUGGAGAUGGAGCUUUAAAUGCACCUAGUCAAUGGAAACCUUUAUUACUUUUAAUACCACUCCGAUUAGGCUUGAGUGAAAUCAAUCCAGUCUAUAUUAAUGGCCUUAAAACAUCUUUUAAAAUACCACAAUCUCUAGGAGUGAUCGGAGGAAAACCAAAUCUUGCAUUAUAUUUCAUUGGUUGUGUUGACGACCAAGUUAUAUUUUUGGAUCCACAUACAACUCAAAAGUCUGGUUGUGUUAAUCAAAAGGUUGAUGAAAAUGAUGUUGAAAUGGAUUUCACGUAUCAUUGUAAAACAGCCAGUCGAAUACCAAUAACAGGAAUAGAUCCUUCCGUAGCAUUAUGUUUUUUCUGUGCUACUGAGAAAGAAUUUAAAUCAUUAUGUAGAUCAAUGCAAAGUGAGUUAAUUGCUUCCGAAAAACAGCCUCUUUUUGAACUAUGUGCUGAACGUCCAGCACAUUGGUCUCCUGUUGAAGAUGUUGCAACUGAAGCUCUGGGAAUUACGCCUUCAAAUCGUACGAUUGUAGAUUUUGAACAAUUGGACCGUCAAUACGACACGUCGGAUGAAGAGUUUGAACUGCUUGGUUAACAAUAAAUCCUAUUUAAUGUUUUUAACAGUACCUCUUCGAAGAUUUUCGAUAUUUGAAUGAAUUUAUCGGGAAUUUUUGAACCAUAAUACUAUUUACAUAAUAUCUAUUUGUAAAUACUCUUACAUUUUUAAUAUAGUUAAUUGCUUAAGUACAAAGGCAAAUUCUUUUAUUUAUUUGAAUGUAGCAUUAUUAUUCUUUACUUUUAUUUUGUUAAUUAUGGUUCGUAUCCUCUUUAUAAAAUCGAGCAAAGUUAUCUUGAUGAGGAUUGAAAGGUUCGAUUAAUUUUAAAUUUGAAUCAGAUGCAAUUUGUUUUAAUUCCUCAGUAAACUUAUUCUGAUGUUCUUUUCUAGCUUCAACAAGAUAUUUUUGUGUUUCUACUAUUAACAUACCGUCUUUUUUCAACAAAGGAACUAUAUUUUGUAUGUGAUUGAUUAAAUUAUGUGCUAUAAAAAUAACAUUGAUAGAUUCCUUCCAUUCAUUCCUGUUUUUGUAUCUCACACAGCUAGAAGCUGUAUGAAAGUUUACCUGAAGAGUUACUUUUAGAAUAAAUGAACUUCUAAAAAUA